Calliphora vicina (urban bluebottle blowfly) is the source of this 4309-nucleotide messenger RNA. Its product is annotated as mucin-5AC. Lineage: Eukaryota; Metazoa; Arthropoda; Insecta; Diptera; Calliphoridae. Gene Ontology annotation, cellular component: Sin3-type complex. The record is from RefSeq and is a predicted model, not a curated record. Bases 653 to 3508 code for a protein of 951 amino acids. Gene Ontology annotation, biological process: negative regulation of cell migration. The transcript is spliced from 5 exons.
UGCUUGGCAGCCAACUGCUGUUGUUGCUAUUAAAUGUUUGUGCAUUUUGUAUUCUCUUUUACGUUCUGAUGUUUGAGUGUGUGAGAGUAUGUUUUGCUUUAUUUUCGAUUGUGUGUGUAUUCAUUUAUCGAGGCUUGAAAGAAGAACAGAAGAAGAAACAACAACAAAAAACAACGACGAAACGAAAAAUUCAACGUAAUACCACAAAACUUGAAAUAAACGUACAUCAGUUUUUCUUUGUGCCUCAGGAGUUUAGACGUGGUUUUUAUGUUUAACAACGAGUCGGUUAAAAUUUGUUGUGAAAUUUGCUUAAAAAUAUUACAAAACAAAAAAAUAUAUUAAAUAUUUAAAAAAAUAAACUAGAAAAGUUUAAUAACAACAGUGUUUAUUUAAAUUUGUUUAAAAAAUAAUAUUAAUAGUUUUACUGAAGAACCUUUCAAAAUGCCUUGUUGCCAACAAGGAUUACAACCCUGAUACGACCAAGAGAAUAGAUAAGGAAAUCUCUCAAAAUAAACUGAUUUUAAGAAAAGAUCUACCAAUAAAAAUAUCACAAAAAAAUAUCUGAAUAUUAAAAUAUAAAUUAAAUAAAGCAUACAUAUCUCAAAAGGAGCUUUUGUUGCUUCAAUUCACGAUUGAUCAUCAAAAUACAAACAUGUUUAAUUUUCACAAACCCCGAACUUAUCGUUCAACGGAAGGAUGUUGCAUCUGUAGAGCCAAAUCGAGUAGUUCACGUUUCACGGACUCGCGCAAAUAUGAAAGGGAUACCAUGCAAUGUUUUGAUCUCAAAUACCCCCGGCAGGGUGAAAUAUGUAACGCUUGCGUAUUGCUGGUGAAACGUUUUAAACGUUUGCCUGUAGGCAGUAAACGUAACUGGAGUCAUAUAGUGGAUGCUAAAGCAGGUAUUGGUCCGGGUUACAGUAAAAUCCAAACGAAAUACAAAAGUGAAAGAAUUAACUCAAGAGCAGCAGCUCAACAACAACAACAGGUCAAUACAUCUACUUCCCCCUCUACAAGCAAUAUCAAUAAUGGUACAGUUAAUGCAGGUGCUGCCAGCUCUCUAAAUGGCUUGAAUUUUAUACCUGAAAAAUUUUCGAAAAUCUUUAAGAAAACCAGAAAACCUAAGGACACUUCGUCUACGGCGCAUUCCUCUAAGCGCAAGUCCGCCAACAAUGGCUGGUCUCAAAAUAACACACAAUCCUUGCCUACUGCAACCGAUUCGUUAGACAGUGAUUAUGAAGAUACAAGAAUACAUGUGUCCUUAUCGGGAGGAGCCCCCACCGGCAGUACUGUAGUACAAUUUCAGACACAAACAAGAGCUUCGGCUUAUAAAGCUCAGGCAGCAGCCGAAGCCCGCAAGAAAAUAAUAAAGUUGGGCACAAAACGACGAAAGUGUUUGCCGCCUCGCAAACAUCGACGUUCGUCGGUGCAAGAAGAAACGAUGGAAUUUUUCGAUGAAGAGGAAUGGCGUGAACGUAAAUCUUGUUGUGGCAUGUUAUACGAGUGUGCUGCUUUAGGCGGAGCUCUAUUGAUUGAUGCAGCUAAUUACAAGCCCUGUGAACAACACCAACCGUCAAGGCUAAGCCCGCCAGAAGCAACAACUACUACUAAUAAUAAUAGCAAUAAUGAUACUAAAGUUACAACUAUUCCGCAAUUACAAAAACCCAUCAUACAAACAAUGCCAGCGGUGGUGCAAUUGCAACCACCUCAAGCACCAGCUCCGUCUGUGUCAGUAACAUUCUCUACGCAAUCAAACAACGGCACCAAUCUUAAUCACAAUUUCAAAACGGCAACGACGACUACCGUCAAACCCACUCCAGUGCUUAAGAAACAUCAUUUAUUCUUUAAAAGACAAUCAGAAUGCUUUCCACAAGGUGACAUGGUCACAGCAACACACAACAACAAUGAUACAAAUAAUUCCCCAGCACAUAAUGUAAACAUUAUCAAGACUGAGUCUGAAUUUCAUGUACCACAUCAACAACACCUUCAGCAUCAACAGCAACAUCAUCAUCAGCAAAAUAGUACAAUAACUUUACAAAGACACAUCGAAAAUGCCAUACAUUCUAGUUCCCCAGCCAAUACAACCACAAUUUUAACAAAUCCCCUAACAUCAUCAGCAUUAAGCAUUUCGGUAACAUCAUCAUCAUCCGCCUCAGCUUCUACGUCUGUGUCGUCUAUGCCACAAAUGCCUAAACAUUCCUUAGCUAAGGUGACCACCAUAUCGCCACCACAAACAUCAUCUCUGCAACACAAUCACCACCAGCACCAUCACUCGUCGAACAGCAGCAAUAGUACGCAACUGCCUUUGGCAAAACCCAACAGUUUUCUGCAUAAAAUUAAAGCCGAUACUGGCAAAAUUGUUAAACAUUCAUUGGAGAAGUUUAACACCGCCGUUAGACUUAAGACCAGUGAUUUACACGAAAUUAAACCCAUUAUUCGAACUGUCGAUAAAUCGUAUAUACUAGCUAAGCCACCAACACAAGCCAAUAUUAUUACUUUAAAUGCCAACAGCACCACCACCAACACCGCUACAGCUACUUAUCAAUCGCUGGCCUCAUAUAAUGCCGCCGCACAGCAGCCUCUAACUAUGGCCACACUAUCGGCUGCGUCACCGACCUCGUCUACAUCCUCAACAUCAUCGUCCACCAAAUUUAGUGAUAAUUCUUCCGAUUCUGGUUUCGAUGAGAAUAUGUUGGAUCGUAAAUCAGCUAGUCCAUUGCAAGAAGAUUGUGAAAAGAAAAUUUUAAGUCGUCCCGGUGUCCAGACCAUGUUUUUGGCUAGCGGCGUGCAAAUUCAAGGCCAGCCACAAAAUUUGGUUUUAACCGGCAACGAGGUGGCAGCCAAAAUUUUACAAAAUCGUAAAUACAGCUCAAUAACUACAACUCCCAUCACAUCAAAUCCUCGUUCUCAUCACCCCACAACGACAGCCGUUAAAAUUGCUCAAAUCUCAACAGCUCCAUCAACUUCGUCGUCUGCAGCAAACAGCGGCGGCGGUUCAGCAACGUCUAUGAGCUCAGCAGCUCAGGCUAAAAUGCGUGCAAUAUAUAAUAACAAUAAUACGAUACAACAUGAGAAUGGUAUAACAACAAUUGUGCCAGCCUCCUCAUUGCUGGCCACAACACAAACAGCAGCCAUGCAAAAUAUUGCACCCAGUACGGUAACUAUAACACCGGCACCACCGGUGGGAACACAAUACAAUACACAAAAUGUUAUAUCACGUAAAUUGACAACGGCCAAUAUAAUUAAUUUACAAAGCAAUACAACAACAAACUUAAGCAAUUUACACAACAAUACUAGUGGCAAUCUUCACCAUCAACAUCAUCUUCAACAUCAUCAGCAGCAUCAUCAUUUAAGUAGUAAUAAGAAUCAUCAUAAUAACACGACAAAUCAAAAAAUUAUAUUAUUAAAAACGUCAGCUAAUAAUACAACAACAUUAACUGCAGCAGCAGCAACUUAUAAUACUCUGUCAGGAGGACAACAGCAACAACAUGUUGGUGGAGGUGGGCGUUAGGUUUUUUUUUGUUUAUCAUUACAACAGUACAUUAUAAAUGCUUGUAGGCUUUUCCUUUUGUUUUUGAAAGGCCAUCUUUCUAUUAAGCUACUAUUCAUUUUGUAUAAAAAAAAUACUUUCCUGCUAUUACUAUUACUAUAUAUUAUAAUUUUUUAUUUUAUUUCCUAAGCUUAUUUAAGAAAUCCUUCUAUUCUUAACAAUCUCCUUAGCAAUUCUAUUGACCCGUCUGUACUUUGAUAUUUUUUAUUUUUUUGAUAUAUAGAAUUCUAAUUUAUUUUAUUUUUUGAACCCUGUUAAUGUGAAUCUAAUUGAAUACUUUUUAUUUUACUCUCUUUUUGUUUAAUACUCAACAAAAAUAAUUUGUUUUUACACAAAUGUUUAAUAAAUUAAAUCCUUUUCUCUAAAUUUAAAGUGAACUUAUCUAGUGGCUUCUUAAAAGAAUAAAAACAUGUUUUUUUUUUAUAAAAAAAAAAUCUUUAAAAGAAAACGCAUUAGUCUUAAAUAAAUCUUUUUUUAUUGUACAUUUCUUUUAUUCCAAAAACGCCAUUUUUUCUUAUAAAUAAUUUCCUUUAUUUUCUUUUUUUUGUAUAUACUUUUAAAAUUCCUUUUUUUUUCCAAAAUUUCUCUUUGUGUAAAAAAUUGUUCUUAAUUAAGUCUUUCCUUAACAUUUUAUAUACUUUAUAUAUAUAUGCAUUUUUUCUUUGUUGUUUCAUAUUUUUAAGAUUUUUUUUAAACAAUUAGUUUUAAAAAAAAAUUCCCCAAGAAAUCAAUAAACAAAAAAUCAACAUUUUAAAAAUAUAA